Messenger RNA from Saprolegnia parasitica CBS 223.65, 1080 nucleotides. RefSeq lists its product as hypothetical. The coding region runs from base 1 to 1080 and encodes 359 amino acids. Gene Ontology annotation, molecular function: DNA-directed DNA polymerase activity. NCBI's taxonomy places the organism in Eukaryota, Oomycota, Saprolegniomycetes, Saprolegniales, Saprolegniaceae. Gene Ontology annotation, cellular component: delta DNA polymerase complex; nucleus. The record is from RefSeq and is a predicted model, not a curated record. Gene Ontology annotation, biological process: nucleotide-excision repair, DNA gap filling; DNA replication; DNA strand elongation involved in DNA replication. The transcript has 2 exons.
AUGGCGGACGUGCUGGCGGCGAUGCUCGACCGCAACGAGGUCCCAAGCGUCGUGGGCCUUAGCCGCGCUGCAGGCGUGAGCCUCAGCGAGAGUCGUGGCCACCUCGAAGAUGCGCUCGCUGCUGAGCCCGUCGUCGCCCUCUACGUGGCCGUGGAGACCACGACCGACCCAUCGACAAAGGCCAUCCUCGGCAAGACCAUCUCACUCUCGCGCAUGGCCGCCAACGCUAGCCUGUACGCGAUCCACGCUACGGCCAAGGCCGAGAGCCCAAACAUUGUUGACGAUGGGAUCAAGACCGCGCUGUGGUUUCCGACGAUUGCUGACGGUCUCCCUUCCGCGUCGUUUGGCAGCGCAACCUCGUCGGAUGUCCAUUGUGCGGCCGCGACAGAGCGCCAAGGCAAGGCCAAGAAAGGCGCCGAGUCGGCGAGCGUGUUUCAGCACUUUGAGAAGCCGACGAUCUCGACGACGCCGACGUUCGCCAAGUCGUCCAAGCCCAAACCGGCGGCAAAGAGCGGAUUCUUUGCCACGUCCAAGCCUGCACCGGCGAAGAAGAAGAUGACGCACGUCAUCGACAGCGACGACGAGAGCGACAAUAGCGACGACGAGAUGCCCAAGUUUGUCAAGGCCACCAACAAACGUCUCAAGGUGUGCGACAGCGAUGACGACGACGACGACGACGACCCGUUGCCCAAAACGACGUCGACUCCCAAGCCUCCUACGCCCAAGGCUCCUACAUCCAAGCCUCCUACGCCCAAGGCUCCUACACCCAAAGCUGCUACGCCCAAGGCUGCUACGCCCAAGGCUCCUACGCCCAAGCGAUCACCCGAGCCGCCAACAGCGCCGCCUGCCAAGCGCCAGCGCCUCGUCACCAAGACGCGCAUCGACGAGCACGGCUACAUGGUCAACGAGAGCGUGUACGAAGACGUCGAGAGCGGCGAUGAGGAGCCCGCGCCGCCUGUCGCCCCCAAGCCGCGCGUGUCGGCCAAGCUGCCGGCGCCACCGCCCAAGAAGAAGCGCGUGCUCAAGACGUCUGGCACGGCCAAGCAGAGCAAUUUGAUGGAUUUCUUUGGCAAAAAGUAG